CAAAGCGAAAAACCAGCUAAAAUACCCCAAACACAAAAUCCCUAAAUAUCUCAAAAUUGAAAUUCACUCAGUUAAUCUAAGAGGAGGAGGAUGGAUUUCAGGCUAAUGGGUAUCGACACUCCACUGUUCCAGACUCUCCAUCACCUCAUGGACACAGCCGGUGACGAUUCCGACAAGUCCGUCAACGCCCCAUCGAGGAACUAUGUACGUGAUGCUAAGGCCAUGGCUGCAACACCAGCCGACGUGAAAGAGUACCCGAAUUCCUAUGUUUUCGUAGUGGACAUGCCAGGGUUGAAAUCCGGAGAUAUUAAGGUGCAAGUGGAAGAUGACAAUGUGUUGCUGAUCAGUGGAGAAAGGAAGUGGGAAGAAGAGAAAGAAGGGGCUAAGUAUAUCAGAAUGGAGAGAAGGAUUGGGAAAUUCAUGAGGAAGUUUACGCUGCCUGAGAAUGCGAAUAUUGAUGCGAUUUCUGCUGUUUGUCAAGAUGGAGUUUUGACUGUUACUGUCCAGAAGUUGCCUCCACCUGAGCCUAAGAAACCCAAAACUAUCGAGGUUAAAAUUGGAUAAGAUUUUGUUACUCUGUUGAUAGUCUGACUCUGUAAUAAAAAUGGUAGAGAUGUAGGAGUGGUUAUCUUAUCCUUGUCUUCUUUAUAUUUUUUAGAUGUUUUAUGCUAAAUAUGUAGGCACUCUAUCUCCUGUUUAAUGCAAGUGAAAUGCUACUAGUAUCCGGUUUUGUUUCA
Nicotiana attenuata is the source of this 737-nucleotide messenger RNA. RefSeq names its product 17.3 kDa class II heat shock protein-like. NCBI's taxonomy places the organism in Eukaryota, Viridiplantae, Streptophyta, Magnoliopsida, Solanales, Solanaceae. The transcript has a single exon. The record is from RefSeq and is a predicted model, not a curated record. The coding region runs from base 91 to 564 and encodes 157 amino acids. Gene Ontology annotation, biological process: protein folding; response to hydrogen peroxide; protein complex oligomerization.